This is a messenger RNA of Thamnophis sirtalis, 767 nucleotides long. Lineage: Eukaryota; Metazoa; Chordata; Lepidosauria; Squamata; Natricidae. The record is from RefSeq and is a predicted model, not a curated record.
GCAGAAAAUAUCCCUGACAUUUGAAGAGCUCCAGGGAUUCCGCGAGCAUGCUCAGUCCUGGCCGACUGCUAGAAAGAGGAAGCUAGUUUACAUAGGAGUCAUACCAAGCAUAGCCUGCAUGUCAGCGCAGUUAACUUGCAGCGGGCUGUGAGGAGAAUUAGCAUGUCUUUGUCCUAGGAAGCUGAGCUCUUCCAGGCCUUACCCUCCCCCAGCGCAAUCUCAGUGGCGACGGUUGGCAUAACCUACUCUCCACUUUCUGCCUCCAGAUUUCGAGCUUCCGAAGGGGGAUCUUAUUUUUUUUUUGCCUCCCGCCCGCCUUUUUUUUUUUUUUACAACCACUCCAUUUUAAUAUACUUUUGUUUUGAUUAGUCGGAGGCUGGGCCUUGAGGCUGGUGGAGCUUGGGAAGGAGCCUGGAGCAUUUAUUUGCCUGUGUUCUCGCUGCUGUUGCGGGGUGAAAGCAAGCAAGCUGGUCUUCUUUGCUAGCCCACUAAAUGCUAUUUAUGAAGAUGGACCUGUUGAAUUACCAGUACUUGGACAAGAUGAACAACAAUAUUGGCAUUCUCCGCCAGUAUGAAGGUGAAGCUGCACUACGAGGAGAGCCCAGGAUGCAGUCUCUCCCCAUAUCUGCUGCUGCGACCAACCAUAGGACUGGGCCACCCCCAAUCAGUCCUUGCAAAAGGAGGUUCAGCAUGGACCAAGGAGAGGAUGAUCUAGACUGCGAAAAGGAACACGUACCUAAAAUGAGUCGAUUAUUCAGUCCUCAUCU